CGUAUAUCUAACAAGGAUCAGUGUUGUCACUGCUGUGAGGUAGCUAGUCGACAGCGAGCACACAGGUUGUUCGUACAACGGGAGGGCGAUGACACAACUAUAUCUCUCCGGGCUGCAUGGCCAGCGUGCUAGACCUGCGGUUCAGCAAUAUUGAUCCCCCGAAGAUGCGACUGGGGAACUAUAUGUCCAGGCUUCCAGCUUGCAUUCCCAGCCUUCCAGGCCUUCCUGAAACCAGGUCAAGUAACCUAAUCCUGACGGAAGAUAUUCCGUUCGGGACUGAAAAAGGCUUAAUUGAUCGAAAUCGGAGCACUCAGAAGAUCUGGCCGAGGAGAUUGGUGCUUGUUGACCCAGAACAUGAGUUAUCCAGUUAUUUCACGUUGGCCCUAGGCACAAUGAUGGCGGACGCAAGUUGUUUCCAAUAUAUCUGGAGGAGAGGUAUUGUCAUCUUCCUCCCGAUCGAACCUGCAUUCUUCUCUUGCUGAACCGCAGUUGUUCAACCUACAAGUUCUAUAACCGUCGUUACUGCUGGGAUACGAUAGAGCGCCGGCACGGCGGCAAGGCUCAACUCGAUUUUGUGGGGUGACGACAAUAGCGGAAUGACAAGCGGAAUCAGAAAACCGAAGUCAUGACGGGGCGGCUGUGCGGUGCGACGACUCUCUCCUUUCUAUCAUCGGCCUGUCGAUUACGUACCGACAGACUGAGCGGCUACG
Messenger RNA from Eremomyces bilateralis CBS 781.70, 710 nucleotides. RefSeq lists its product as uncharacterized. Bases 117 to 482 code for a protein of 121 amino acids. The record is from RefSeq and is a predicted model, not a curated record. The transcript has a single exon. NCBI's taxonomy places the organism in Eukaryota, Fungi, Ascomycota, Dothideomycetes, Eremomycetales, Eremomycetaceae.